Aspergillus heteromorphus CBS 117.55 is the source of this 1032-nucleotide messenger RNA. Its product is annotated as PaaI family thioesterase. The coding region runs from base 43 to 876 and encodes 277 amino acids. Lineage: Eukaryota; Fungi; Ascomycota; Eurotiomycetes; Eurotiales; Aspergillaceae. The transcript has 2 exons. The record is from RefSeq and is a predicted model, not a curated record.
CCAGCGCCGAGGUUCCCCGUCCGACACUGUGAGGUGACCGCCAUGUUUGCUUUUGGUUCACGCAGAGUCCUACAGUCUCGACUGGGGCUCGCGACGCUCCAGCCGCAAGCGCUCUGUCGACGUGCUAUCCCUGUCUCGAGGAGCGCCAGCACUGCUGCUCCUGAAGUGGUGCCUCGACCAUCGCGGUGGCGGCGUUACUCGAGGUACUUGAGCAUCGUGUGCCGACUGGGCUUCUGCGGAGUCGGGCUCUUUGCCGGGUGGAUAGCUGUAGACUUUGUGUCACUUCGAUAUAUGCCACAGGUACCUGGCACAAGUUUUGAUUCCCUCAAGCUUAAAUCAAUCCUUGCGGAUUACGAAUCCGAGCCACCGGUGGUGAAGGCGCUGCGAGAAGACCCCUAUUAUAUAGAGGCGGAUGUGUACGGGAACUACACGGAGGAGGAGAAGCUACAGAGACUCAGCUCCGGUCCGUUGGGAGGGAGCAGAGGGCUAGCGCUUCAGAAAAUCUUCUACAACGAUAGGGCGAAGACGGUAGUCAAUUACGCCUAUCUCGGACUCGGGCUGGAAGGAUGGCCGACGAUAGUGCAUGGUGGACUGUUGGCGACGGUGAUGGAUGAAAACCUGGCCCGGGUCGCUAUCAGACAUUUCCCUGAGCGUACCGCCGUUACUGCAAAUCUCCAGCUCCAGUACCGUCGCCCCGUCUCAUCGAACAAGUUCUAUACUUUCCACGCUACGCUGGACGAGGGGCGGAGUACAGACCGCAAGGCCUGGGUGAAUGGGGAAGUGCGCGAUGCCAAGGGGAACGUGUGCGUCGAGGCUACGGGGCUCUUUGUAGUCCCGAAGGAUUAUAAGCUCCAAGAGGUUGGGGACCGGUUCUGAGCGGGCUGGCUGCCACUGCGGUUGGUCUGGAUAUACCCAGGCUGUAUACCACCGAAGCCAGCGAGGCGAGCCGUGGGAAGUGUUGUUUUUAUCUCUUUGCCCAUGUACAUAGCAUAGAAACCGUCGAUGUGGAUGUGACCUCGAGGUCAAAUAGAG